Messenger RNA from Melanotaenia boesemani (Boeseman's rainbowfish), 957 nucleotides. It is a transcript of the gene c14h1orf52, whose product is annotated as chromosome 14 C1orf52 homolog. Lineage: Eukaryota; Metazoa; Chordata; Actinopteri; Atheriniformes; Melanotaeniidae. The record is from RefSeq and is a predicted model, not a curated record. Bases 139 to 810 code for a protein of 223 amino acids. The transcript is spliced from 3 exons.
GGAGAGCAGCUUUGCGACUAUUUUGGAGGCUGUUUUAAGAUGGAGUAGUUCUUGGAGUUUUCUGAUCUGAAUAAUCGAAUUCUCUUCUUUCCGUCUCUUUAACGGGUUCUUCGACAUUAUAAAAUUAAUAAUCCCUGCAUGACAGAAGAAAUGACGGAAGAAAAGAAACUGGGCUCGUUGGGUUUCUUUACCAGCUACGACGAUUUGAGCGACAGUAGCAGUGACUCGGACCAGGAGGGAGACAGUCGAAAGGAGAGAUCGGAGGCAGACGUUCAGGAGAGCGGAGCUCAGUCCUCCCAACAGGCGGCUAACCGUAGCGGCAGUGGAGCUCCUUUACCCAGACCUGACGUGCUAUUUAGCUCCGUUUCCAAGCCCACGUUCCUCUAUAACCCACUCAACAAGCAAAUAGACUGGGACAGUCUUACAGUCAAAGCUCCUGAAGAGCUUCCCAGAGAAUUUAAGCCAUGGAAGACAAAUGCUGUGCCCCCUCCUGAGAGCUAUGCUGCUGAGCCAGAGAAGAAGAAAGGACCUCCCCCAGGAAUGGACAUGGCAAUAAAGUGGUCCAAUGUAUAUGAAGACAACGGUGAAGAUGCACCGCAGUCUCACUCUGGCAAAGCCCGGUUCUUGCCUGCAGAAGAGCAGCCUCCUGACUCAGAUGAAGAAUCAGAACAAUCGUCUUUCUCUGCCAAAAAACGCAGAGUGGAGACCUUCCAGCAGAAGGAGAAGAGGAAGAGGGACUUGGGACAAGCCACCUCUGAAAAGAACUUUGUAGAGGAGGAGAAAAGGAUCCUGAGGCAAAAGAUUGAAUGAAGCACGAGAGACUUACAAAUAAAAAAAUUUUACAUCACCAGAAGAAUUCUCACAUUUCAGCACAUUGACCAAGAAGCUGGAAGAUAUACAGGAUUAUUUAAUCAGUAUACAGACAUACUGCAAUUUGCAUUAUUAUUUUAAAUUGUG